Dichotomopilus funicola is the source of this 690-nucleotide messenger RNA. RefSeq lists its product as uncharacterized. The transcript has a single exon. Lineage: Eukaryota; Fungi; Ascomycota; Sordariomycetes; Sordariales; Chaetomiaceae. The annotation marks the transcript as partial. The record is from RefSeq and is a predicted model, not a curated record.
GAAGUCUUGACUGCCGUGCUCAUCGUUUCCUCCCUCGCAACCUCCUUCUGGGCCAGCAAACCCCAACGCGUCACCGAACCCACCAUCAUCACCGUCCCCUGGACUAUCGCCGACCUGCUCCUAUUCGCGGGCGACGCCGCGCGUGAACCGUAUGUCGACACCCCGCUCGAUUUCAUCGAGAAGCCAGUAUGGGACGGCUGUCGCCGCCUGCCAUCGCUGCUGCAUUACGGUGGACUGAACCGACGUCCGCUGCCACGGAUUCCGAACGAUUAUGGCCUGCCACCGCCGACGGGGACCGAGGCGACUAUUGUGUGGGUGGUGUCUGUCGUGCACGCGGUGAUUCAUGUGCUGUGCUGGUCGUUUCCGUUUCCCAGCCAGACGGAGACGUUGCUGUGGCGAGGGAGCAGUGUUAUCUUGCUGACGGUGAUGGCAGUAGAUGGACUAGUCCCGGUGCUAUCGACUCGGCCGUGGUUUGAUUUUUCGUUUGGUAUGUUGUGGAUUUGGGUGCGGGAAGCGAAGAGGCAGACGUUUGUGCGUCGGUGGGUGUUCAGCGUGGCCGUAGACACGGCGUAUGUGUUAUAUAUUCUGGCGAGGUUGGUUAUUUUUGUGGAGAUCUUUGCGGCGUUUAGGUCUAUGCCGACAGAUGUGUAUCGGGAUGUGGAUUGGAUUUCAUUUUGGCCUCAUGUUUAA